CAUUUUCUCGCUUAUUACAACGUCCUUAUCUCAUCAAUCGCACCAGCUUACCACGUGUCAGCCAUCAUACGGUUCUGAACUCCAGCUCCUUCUCUUCCCUUCCUCCUACCAAUCCCCACCUCCCUGCUUUCUUGCUUUCAGUUUCAUUCUCUUCUCUCUCUCCCUAUAGUGAUUGCUAUCAGUCUUUGCAAAGGGAGUCUCUGAAUUCUAUCCCUCUCUUACUUGAUUAUCUAUUCAUUUCAAAGCUUGUUAUUGCUUACAGGUUUUAGUUAUUGUUCGGUGCGCUUAAUGAGAUAAAUUGUUAGCUGGUGGGAUAUCAAUCAAUGGGUGGAAUUUGUUCAAGGAAGAGAGAUCAACAGGCUAUAGAGGUAGGGGUGCGAAGUGGGGUAUUCGGAAGAUAUAGUAAAAGUGGAAGUUCAAAAUGGCUGGGAAACUCACUUGCUCGACAUGUUACAGACCUCCAGCCAGGAGGCAGUUGCCCAUCCCUCAUGGAAUUAUGCAUACGCAAAAUACGAGAGGAUAUCGACAAAUAUAGUUCAUUUUCAAUUCUUCCAAGGGAUAUAAGUCAGCAAAUCCUUAAUGAAUUGGUACUGUCACGUUGCCUUACUGAUGCUUCUCUUGAAACAUUCAGAGAUUGUGCUCUUCAGGAUGUUCUUUUAACUGAAUAUCCUGGAGUAAAGGAUAGUUGGAUGGAUGUUGUCUCCUCACAAGGAUCAUCUUUACUUUCUGUCGAUCUUUCUGAUUCUGACGUCACAGAUACUGGAUUGGGUCUUCUCAAAGAUUGCUCAAACCUCCAAGUCAUUACUUUAAACCAUUGUGACCACAUUUCUGAAAGUGGACUGAAUCAUUUUAGUGGUCUUACCAACUUGACAUGUUUGAGUUUCAAAAAGUGCAAUGCUGUAACUGCUGAAGGAAUGCGUGCCUUUUCCAGUUUGGUUAACCUAGAAAAGUUGGACUUGGAAAGGUGUCCCCGGAUUCAUGGUGGACUUGUUCAUCUCAAAGGAUUAAUCAAACUAGAGUCUCUAAAUAUGAGAUGCUGUAAAUGCAUAACAGAUUUGGACAUUAAGGCACUCUCAGGUCUUACAAACCUCAAGGAGUUACAAAUUUCCAAUACUAACGUUACUGAUUUUGGAGUUUCAUAUUUGAGAGGGUUGCAGAAGCUUAUUAUGCUGAACUUAGAGCGAUGCAAUGUUACCACCUCAUGCUUGGAUUCCAUCUCUGCUCUUGUUACCCUAGCAUACUUAAACCUGAACAGAUGCGGUUUAUCAGAUGAUGGAUGGGAUAAGUUUUCUGGACUGGAAAACUUGAAGGUGUUGAGCUUGGGAUUUAACGACAUAACAGAUGCAUGUCUGGUGCAUCUAAAAGGCUUAAGAAACUUGGAAAGCUUGAACUUGGACUCUUGUAAAAUUGGUGACGAAGGACUUGCUAAUUUGACAGGCCUUCCGCUUAAAAGUUUGGAGUUGUCUGAUACUGAAGUUGGAAGCAGUGGGCUCCGCCAUCUUUCUGGUUUAACUCUUCUAGAGGACUUAAAUCUGUCGUUCACCUUGGUAGGUGACAAUGGUUUAAAAAAGUUGUCUGGAUUGACAUCUCUUAGAUCACUCAACUUGGACGCUCGCCAGAUUACAGAUGCUGGACUUGGAGCCCUUACAAGACUGACGGGUUUGAUCCAUCUAGAUCUUUUUGGGGCUCGCAUUUCAGACUCUGGAGCAAAUUAUUUGCAAUACUUCAAGAAUCUCCAGUCCCUUGAAAUCUGUGGUGGAGGAUUAACUGAUGCAGGGGUGAAGAAUAUUAAAGAGCUAGCUCACCUGACAGUUUUGAAUCUAUCACAAAAUAGUAACCUUACAGACAAAACCUUGGAGUUGAUAUCCGGACUGACAGGACUGGUGUCAUUGAAUGUUUCAAAUUCUCUUAUAACCAACGAGGGAUUGCGGUAUCUGAAGCCUUUGAAAAAUUUACGUUCAUUAUCCCUGGAGUCUUGCAAGGUGACUGCAUCAGAAAUCAAGAAACUUCAGCUAACUGCACUCCCCAAUUUGGUAAGCUUUCGGCCAGAAUACUGAAAGCGCUUGUAAGAUACUGUAUAUAGUCUGUCAUCAACCUCAUGUAGCUUCACUGUACAGUUAAAUAAGAUUUAUUUUGCAAAGAAACAAGCGGGUUGGGCACAGGGGUGUGAUAAAGGUGCAGAAAGCCAAUGUUGUAUGUAAAUAUGGGUUCGCUGUUAUAUGAACUGUAAAUAGUUGCUUAUGUUGUUUCAUCAGAUGUUAUAGGCGAAGACAUAUUUUAGCUUAUUUUUUGGUUCCAAAGCUCACAUUUUUAAA
Molecule: messenger RNA, 2315 nt
Organism: Jatropha curcas
Lineage: Eukaryota; Viridiplantae; Streptophyta; Magnoliopsida; Malpighiales; Euphorbiaceae
Biological process (GO): SCF-dependent proteasomal ubiquitin-dependent protein catabolic process
Cellular component (GO): SCF ubiquitin ligase complex
Molecular function (GO): protein binding
Source: RefSeq, a predicted model, not a curated record